This is a messenger RNA of Pygocentrus nattereri (red-bellied piranha), 7309 nucleotides long. RefSeq names its product forkhead box O1 a (gene foxo1a). Bases 394 to 2364 code for a protein of 656 amino acids. The record is from RefSeq and is a predicted model, not a curated record. Gene Ontology annotation, molecular function: DNA-binding transcription factor activity, RNA polymerase II-specific; RNA polymerase II cis-regulatory region sequence-specific DNA binding. Gene Ontology annotation, cellular component: nucleus. The transcript has 4 exons. Lineage: Eukaryota; Metazoa; Chordata; Actinopteri; Characiformes; Serrasalmidae. Gene Ontology annotation, biological process: regulation of transcription by RNA polymerase II.
ACCCGCUGACAUGUACACACACUCACACACUCAUAUACACACUCGCACCGCUCAGCCUGCGACAUUAGUGACAGGAGCGAGACGGAGACCGGAGCGCUCAACUAGACCACAACUCCGACCAAAACAACGACAACACCUCUCUUCUCUCAUGUAAAAGGCAAACGCUUCUGUCUGCUCGCUUUUUCCUCUUCGGCUCUGCUCUUUCCUCACUUUUAAACCAUCUCAGAUGUAGGUUAGUGAAACUCUGACGAGAAAAAUCUAAAUAAACUACUUUCUAUUUUUCUCCGUUGCCUUUCAGUUUUCAGUCCGAGUGAGGUUAAGUUAGUUAGUUCUCUGUGGUUGUUUUCAGCUCACUUUUUCUCUCCGCCGGCCGUUCCUUAUGUGCUCGGCGCCAUGGCUGAAGCGGCCCCGCGACACACGGUAGAAAUCGACCCGGACUUCGCGCCUCUCCCGCGGCCGCGCUCAUGCACGUGGCCCCUGCCCCGGCCGGAGCUCACGAACCCCGCGGAUUCGGGCACGUGUUCGCCGGCGUCUUCUGGCCAGCGAGAGGCGGCAGCUUCGGCGGGCCAUACGGACUUGGUCGGUGGCCUCGGCUUGCUAGAAGAGAGCGAGGACUAUGAGGAGCAGAAGGGGCUCGACUUCGACUGUGUCCACCAGCAGCAGCAGCAACAGCAGCAGCAGGUCUCGAGCCCACAGCUGGCUCAGCAGCAGCAGCAGCAUGUACCUCUGCUGUCGUCCGUUUCGGCGCAGAGGAAGAGCAGCUCCUCCCGGCGCAACGCAUGGGGCAACAUGUCGUAUGCGGACCUCAUCACCAAGGCCAUCGAAAGCUCCCCGGAGAAGCGCCUCACUCUGUCCCAGAUCUACGACUGGAUGGUGAAGAGCGUGCCUUACUUCAAGGACAAGGGAGACAGCAACAGCUCCGCCGGCUGGAAGAACUCGAUCCGGCACAACCUGUCUCUGCACAGCCGCUUUGUACGGGUGCAGAACGAGGGUACGGGAAAGAGCUCAUGGUGGAUGCUCAACCCCGAGGGCGGUAAAAGUGGUAAGUCGCCCCGCCGCCGCGCCGCCUCCAUGGACAACACCGGCAAGUUCGCCAAGAGCAGAGGGCGUGCAGCCAAGAAAAAGCUUGCUCUUCAGGGUGGUCCUGAUGGGGGUGCAGACAGCCCGGGUUCUCAAUACAGCAAGUGGCCUGGCAGCCCCAACUCUCACAGCAACGACGACUUUGAUGCCUGGACGGCCUUCCGCCCUCGCACCAGCUCCAAUGCCAGCACAGUCAGUGGCCGCCUCUCGCCCUUCAUGUCAGAGCAGGAUGACCUGGGUGACUCAGACAUGCAUAUGGUCUACUCUGGCCCUGGCUCUGGUGCCAAAAUGACCUCCACCCUUCCAAGUCUGUCAGAGAUGGCCAGUUCCUUGGGUCACAGCAGCUCGGAGAAUGUAAUGGAGAAUCUCCUGGACAACCUUAAUCUGCUCUCACCCAAGAACCCAGCUGUGGGCUCUGCAGGAGGACCUGGGACAGGCUCUAACCAGUCUUCACCUUCAUCUCUCCUUCAGAGCAGCCCUGGAUAUCCCUCUUACAGCUCACCUGGCCUGGCUGCCGUCAACCAGCAACCACAGCAAGACUACCGCAAGUGCCUGUACAGUCAGGCAAGCAUGGGUAGCCUGUCCUCCAUGUCCAUGCAGCCUCUGCCAGAAAGUAAGGCCAGUUUUGGAGGCGGCCCUGGAACCAUGGCACAGUUUAACUGCACGGCAGGACUGCUGAAGGAGCUUCUGACUUCAGAUCCGGAGCCACAUGGUGCAGACCUGAUACCCUCUGUAGAUACAGUGGUGACCCAGUCUGCCAACUCUGCAGGGCGCAUGCUGCCCCCUUACACCAGCAGCCGGAGCGAACUCAUGGGGGGCGGAGCCUCUCACAGCCACUCUCUGUCUCACCCUCACACCAUUCACAACCAGGCUCCACCCACCACAGUAGCCAUGAAUGGACGCACUCUGCACCCCCUGACCAGCAUGAACCAUGGGGCUGUAAGCGGACGCCUUGGGUCAAUCAAAUCAGCCAUGCAGAUGCAGUAUGGAACAUCCAGUCAUAUGGGAGGGGGAGGACUUUCCUUCUGCAGCCUCAACGGCAACGGGUACAGCCGUGGCCCUGUCCUGGCCCCCGAGCAACAGCACCACCAGCACCUGGAGAAAUUGCCCAGCGAUCUGGACGGCAUGCCUGUGGAACGCUUUGAGUGUGACAUGGAAUCCAUCCUGCAUGACACUCUGAUGGACGGAGACUCACUGGACUUCAACUUUGACCCAAUGACGAGCCAGCAGGGGUUCCCACCACAUGGCGUCAAGACCACCACUCACAGCUGGGUGUCGGGGUAAAACAUUUCUGCCUCUCAGACUGGAGAGUAAGAGCCCAAAGAGGCCAUCCUCGCCCAUUCAAGCAAUGCUCUCUUCUACCGGUUCUCAUCAAGGACAUUCCCCUGCUCUCCCUCUGCUCAGCCGUGGCUGUGAUACGACCGCACACUGCCAAGGACAUUAGAUCUGUGAGGAGCAGAAGGAUGCUCUGCUCUUUUGCUAUGACGCACCUUCAAACCAAGUGCCAAACCAGGUGCCUGUACUACUUAGCCAAAUCACAUGUGCUUUAUUUUGCUGCCUUUUUCUCACUUUGAGAACCAGUGGUCAAAUCAGGGCAAAAACAGCAUGGUCCACAACCAUGGCCCACAUAUCAGCCACAAGAGACGUACACAUACACACAUGCACAUUUAGACAUAUGCAAAUAUGCAUCAUAGUUACCAUCUUGAUUAUCAGUACAAUCAGAUUAUCUAUUAAAUUCAAACUGUGAUCUUUCUCAGCAUUAUAAUCAGACCCUUUAUCUUUCACAGCCCUUUAAAUUGACCAUUGCCUGGUAACAUGUCAUCUUUUCAUUAGCUGUCUUUAGUGCUAUUAGAGCUCAAACUACUGCCCUUGGCUUUCUGCUGGGCAUCGUAAUGUCUGUAUUCAGUGCUUAAUGCCCUGGAUAUUCCACAGCUGGCCUUAAUGGGAAAGAGAACUGGAUCCUAAAGAUGAGUGUGUGUAUAUAGUCAUAUCCGGACAAAGUCCUCCACGGCAGGACCUGGAAGAAGUUAGGGAAACCUCUUGGCCUACUAGGACUGUGUUACAUUAUAACACUUUCUGUUCUCUCCUCUGUUUUAGAUUCAGAGCAGAUGUACUACACUUUUUAAAAAAGAGUGUAUUGUGAUUAUGUCAUGUCCCGAGCGUUUACACAAAGAAUUCAGCAAUCAGGGCAGCAGAUUUAACGUUUUGUGAAUCUGAGAGAAACUGGAUCUGACACUUGACAUUUCUGUUGGCUCAGUUGUGCUCGUGAGGGUGCUUCUCAUUCAGACUGCGUACACGGUUCCACAUUUCUUUGUAAAUACAUGGUAAAUACAUAUGGCAGAAGCAUAAAGUUGAUAUAUUUGAGAUUUUUGUUUUGAAAUUUUCUUAUUGUUAUUAUUGCGUAUGGUUGGCUUUAGCUGAGGAUAGAUUAAGCUGUGUAUAAUGCAUGCACAUUUUAGCAGUGUUUUGGGGUCCUUAAAGGACAAGUCCACCAAUUUUUUCAAAGUUUCUUUGUGCUCUUGCUUUGUAAGCUCUCCUACAGACUGAAAUGUGAGUGUAUAACCUGUCAUAUUUUAAGAUGCUACACUUACAAGUCCCAAGGAACACAGUGUAAAACAUUUUAAAUGGUUGUAUGCUAAUACAAUUGAGUAUUAUAUUAAAUAUACAGCAAAAUUUCAUAAAAAAUAAUAAUUGAAAUAUAAUAACACAAGGCUUAAAAUAGCUUAACAGACCUAGUUGAGAAUUAUCUGGGCAUGGUUAAUAUUCUGAUAAGUACACACAACUGACAGCCCUCAGUCCAACAACCUGCUACAGCACUAAAGCAGAAAUGAGCCAGUUGGGCUAUAAUGAAUGGAUGGACAUUCAGGUGGCAGGCAGACAGAUGGGCUAACUUACUAGCACAGUAACACUUGCCAAGUUAGCUUUUGCUUGGUCGUUGUCUUUCAUUUAGUACGUUUCUGCGUACUGAAACCCAGACAGUCUGCAGGGGAAUCAUACAACCCACAUGAACCCUGUAAGUUUUGAGGUUACUGCUAAUAUAUGUGUGACCCAGGAUUAGUGCUGUUCAGUUUACAUUGAAAGAGUAGAAUGCAUCUGCCAUUUAGUGGACAUUGAGAAGUUAUUAAUGGGACAUACUUGGUACAUGUAUGUUGAAUGCCCAAAACAAGCAAAAAGAUCAACUUACAAAGACAACACAGAUUUGUAUUCCUUUAACCGUAGACCAGAAUAUUCAGUCUUCUAUUUGACUUUUCAAAACUCACAAGGUCAGAAGGGACAACGAAAUUCUGGAAAACUGCUGGACAUGCCCUUUAACAUUUCUCAUGGGGGCCCCAAACACAAGAGUCUUGUGAUUGUGGCUAAUUAUGCAGUUGAAAACUACAGUGCAGGCAGGCUCUUGCCAGUGUGACAGCAUAGAAUGGGCCUCCCUCUGUGUUAGCAGAAAAGCUACAAUCCUCUGCCUUUAAGAAAGCAUAGGGAGAUUUAUUUACUUUUGUUUAUUUAUUAGAGUGAAGGAGAAGAGAUGUGAUUGAAUCACAUCACAGAUUAUCACAGAUGUAUUGUAUGUUUUUUCUCUUUCUCUCAAAAUGCAGGCACUGUGAUGUACAUGUCAAUAUGUUUGUGAUGUUCUGAGUUUGUGUUGCCUUUAAAUUUAUUGAUAUAAAAAAUGCCUUAUUCAAGACAUGUCAAAGUAGCCUCACUGCCAUGUUUCUUUCGCUCUCUCCUUUUUCUGGUCACUUUUGUAUGAGCAUAUGUCCUCAAAGGCGGUGAUUCAAUAAUAAGCUUCAAUAUUGCUGACACCUCUCACUUCGUACCACCAUUAUGAAACCCGUGAACUUUCAUUUUGUUUUAUUCACUCUGACACCCCUAACAUUUGUAUGUAUUGGCACUGCCAGAGGGCAAUUCAUAACAUUCUUUCUGAAUCUGGAUCAAGCUUCAAAAGAACAAGUCAACUGAAGAGGGAAAGCUUCUUGGAAAUUGAAGAAUAGCUUUUAAAGCAGAGAGAUACUGUUAUUUAAAAGAGUUAUGCUUUGCAGUACUGCUGGUGAAACGCCAGUAGAUUUGAUCUAAGGGACACUGAUGGUCUUGGCUCGGAUGCAUAUAGAGGAGAAGGUUAUGAAUGGCAGGUGUAUCAGGCAUAUAGUCAGAAAGUUUUGAAUUAGUAGAAGAAUUAAUGAAUGUGAAAAUACAUUGAGUGCACAUAUCAGCAGGACAUAAACUGGAUGCAUUGAACCUUGAGGAUCCAAGUCUGUAACAAAUGUCGCUACUAAGCCUCUAGAAGCUAUAGUAACUCAAAACACAGCUCUGCGUAAGGGAAUCGGUAAACCAUGGUAGAUGUUUUACAGAAAGCACUGUGAAAACCUUCUGGCACAAUUCACCUCCUCUUAUCUGGUUCUGGGAUUUGGCAUCAGUAGUUAAUAGAAAUGAAUAGGGAUGCAUUGAUUAGGAAUUUUUAUGGCUGAUUCUCAUUUCUUUACAGACAUAUUGGCCAAUGGAUGAUUUUUUGCACCAAUUUUCGUUUAGCCUUUUUGUUUGUUUUUUAUUACCCAGAGCUCACACUUAAGUGGAGUAAAUAAAGAAAUGCAUUAGCACAUUCUCCAGUAUUUUCAAUUAGCCAAAGCCGGAAUCAUGCAUCCCUAGAAACUAAGAAUAAAAUCUACAGCAGUUCAUGUUAGAUAGGGCCAGUGUGGGCACAGAAUCAAAAAUAUGUUGUUAGCCAUUCAGAGCCCCCUGUCUUUGGUCUCUGUCUACUCUUAUCAUAAUUCAGCCCUAGAUAGAAAUGGAAGCGUAAAACAAAAUGAAAGUGUGGAGGUUGCCGGUGGUUGUACGAGGACAUUGCUAUAUUUACCUUUCAGCACUUUUGUUUGAUCUCUGAGUAUCGGAAAGUUAAAACAGCCCAGUGAUAUCGAGGCCUUGAGCAUAUUGUGAAGCAGGCUGAAUGAACAACGAUUUUGAAAUGAUUAAGCAGUACAUAAUUGUAAGACUUGAAUCUGUUCUGCAGGCUGAACUAUGACUUCUUGAAUACUGACUUGUAUAACAAGCGUACACUUUAGAGCAAUUUGGACAUGUGAAAGCAUGUGCAGUUUGAAGUGCUAUGCAGUGGCUGCUCUUUAAAUGUCAAACAGUUGAAGUUGUCACAGAAAUGCUUUCUCUUCAAAUAAUGGCAUUUUUUUUCUUUACCUGAGGUUAGUGUGGGACACACAGGCAGCAGAAAGCUGCAGAAAAGUCUAUUUUAGAACAUGAUUGAUUAACCUAUGAAUUAUACUUCUUGUGCAGGCCACUUGUUUUAAAGCAGAGACAGAAAGACUAUAUAUCGCAGAGACAGAACUCUUCUACUAAUAUUAAUCUGUAUAAAUAUUUCACAUAUGGACAAAACCUGACCUGUAUUGUAUUUGCUUUGUUAAUUCAGCGAUUGCUCACACCUAUGCAUUCUUGUACUUCAUUUAUUAUUUUUGUUACCUUUGGUUUGUUUUUACUGAUGACAAUAUAUUUCAUGUACUAUGGAGCUGUGGAGAAGUUCUGAUGUUAUGAAAAAGAAUAUGAAGUAUUUAGACCAUAGAUGACCUUUUACAUGUAAAGCUUUUUUUUGUAAACUGACUCUGUUAUUCUUGUAUUUAGCAGACGUUUGUAAAUUAAAUAUAAACGUAGAUUUAAAAAAUAUAGAAAAACAAAAGCAAAAAUAUGUAAUCUAAAUCAAAUUUGAAAAAAAAAAUUGUUUAUUUAGAUUGAGGGGUUUGGACCAAUUUUUAUAGAAAAGAAUCUUUAAAUUAAGACAUUGCACUUUCAUAGAGGGACAAAGCAGUGAAGAUGUGACCUAUUUUUAAGCAAACUGUUACAUUUCUUAACUUAUGUACAGAAAUGAUUUGAUUCACAAUCCAAAAUUAUAUAUAUAUAUAUAUAUAUACAUAUAUAUAUAUACAUAUAAUGUGUGUGUAUCUCAACGUGCAAUCAGCUUAUGUAGAGAAAAAUAAUAAAUCUUUAUAAGAGAAAAGGAUGUUCUUUGGAGAUCAUUAUUAUGCUGACAUGUCCUACCUGAUCCAGUACAUCUUUCUGUUUUACAUUCAGCUUAUAAGCAACAGUCAUAGCCAGUUUGUAUAAUGUAAGGCCAUAGCUCUCUGAUUUAGUUGUUGAUGCAGUUGCCUGAUGUGCUUGUAUUCCCAACCAGAUUGUUGCUGCUGUAUGAAGCCAUAUGUGUACAUAAAUGAUCUUGCAUAAAGAAGAAUCCAGUGUG